This is a messenger RNA of Nematolebias whitei (Rio pearlfish), 1383 nucleotides long. It is a transcript of the gene nabp1a, whose product is annotated as nucleic acid binding protein 1a. Gene Ontology annotation, biological process: double-strand break repair via homologous recombination; mitotic cell cycle checkpoint signaling; response to ionizing radiation. The record is from RefSeq and is a predicted model, not a curated record. Bases 703 to 1359 code for a protein of 218 amino acids. Gene Ontology annotation, molecular function: DNA binding. The transcript has 6 exons. NCBI's taxonomy places the organism in Eukaryota, Metazoa, Chordata, Actinopteri, Cyprinodontiformes, Rivulidae. Gene Ontology annotation, cellular component: SOSS complex.
UGGGGUAUUGUGGUAGCUGGGUGAAGUGUGUUGUGAGCUGUCGCUGCUCAUGUUACGAAUUUAGUGUCGAGACUUUAGUUAGGGACACUUUCAGUGAGGCUUUCUCGAACAUUUCAUUAGUCCUACAACAAAGCACUUGGGCAGACUGCGCGCUAACAAAGCUAGCAGUUCCUUAUACUUUACUAGAGCUACACAAAGGAAAUGCGCUCGAUUAGUUGGGAAGCAUUAAGUUGCUGUCAGCCCAGACAAAACAGGUUUUUAUAACAUUCAGUUGCUGAAUGUGUUAUAAGAUAAUCACUUUGCUUGUCAGCCUGCCGGUAGUGCUCCGAUGUUUUGGCCAAGCGAGCUGAUAUUAGUCUCUUGAGGUAAUACAGGUAACGAUUUGUCUUGUUAAAUAGUGAGGAAUGAAGCUGCCAUUAUGGCGAUAACCGGGAAGGACAAGAUGCUACAUAGUGACAUUAAAAUAAGGUAGCUAACUGCGAGCUAGCGAACAUUCAGCCAAGUGUCCAGGAUAGCCACGCAUAGCUCGGAUGCAGACGCAGAAGUAGCUGACCAUCAGUUUCAAGCGAAUAAAACUGGAUGAGCGCUGCUGUUAGCAUUUUGAGCUAACGGGCUAAUUAGCAGCGCUAAAGCUAACCGUUGCAUUGGGGCGUGCGAGCAACAAAAAGCGACACAACGGAUUUAUUAAACUCGACGCUAAUAAUGGCUGCCCCCACAACCGAGGCCUUGUUUUUGAUAAAGGAUGUGAAGCCCGGGUCGAAAAAUCUGAAUAUUGUUUUCAUCGUUUUGGAGAUCGGACGAGUGACUAAAACGAAAGAUGGCCAUGAGGUGCGCUCCUGUAAAGUGGCAGACAAAAGCGGAAGUAUUGCCAUCUCUGUUUGGGACGAGCUGGGUAGUCUUAUUCAGCCAGGGGACAUCAUCAAGCUGACCAGAGGCUAUGCAUCUAUAUGGAAAGGCUGUUUGACCCUGUACACUGGAAGAGGGGGAGAUCUGCAGAAGAUUGGAGAGUUCUGCAUGGUGUAUUCAGAAGUGCCCAACUUCAGUGAACCAAACCCAGAGCUGCUAAACCAAGCAAACCAGAACAAGUCUGGUAAGCCUGACCAGAACCAGAGAGGGAACUCUCCACCUAAUCAGAAUUCAGGUACACCUGCUCCACCAGGUAACGGCACCAUGCCGCCAUUUUCCAACAACCCCCCGCCUGGUACUCCCCGUGACCCGGCAUUUGGAAAUGUUGGACGCCCCAAUGGAAGGUCACCUGGUAAUGGAGCACCACCAGUUAAUGCUGCUGGACCCCCUACAGCCACAAAGUCCUCUGUUACCAUUAGCAACGGCAGGGAUCCACGACGUGCCAAAAGAUGAAACCGUUUUUUGUGGGAGGAGCCG